AGGUCAGAGAGAGACUCUUUGAAGGAGACCAUUGAGGAGCUGCGUUGUGUUAAGGCUCAGAAGGAACAACUCUCUACAGGCAUGGUUCCACUCGGCAGUAACGAGGGCUCUGAUUCGCUGGCUGAAGAGAUCAUCACCCCAGAGAUCCGAGAGAAGCUGAUCAGACUGCAACAUGAGAAUAACAUGCUGAAGCUGGCCCAGGAGGGUUCUGAUAAUGUGUUAGACAGUAAUGUGGGUAAUGUGGUGGUCCUGUGUUCCAGAGAGAAGCUGAUCAGACUGCAACAUGAGAAUAACAUGCUGAAGCUGGCCCAGGAGGGUUCUGAUAAUGAGAAGAUCGCUCUGCUGCAGAGUUUACUGGAGGACGCUAACAGUAGGAAGAACGAACUGGAGACAGAAAACAGACUGGUGAACCAGAGACUGAUCGAGGGUCAGAGUCAGGUGGAGGAGCUGCAGAGGAGUCUUCAGGAACAGGGCUCCAAAGCAGAGGAUUCAAUUAUUCUGAAGAAGAAGAACGAUGUACACAUGGAGAAGUUACGGGAAGUGAACAGCGAACUGCAGAAGAAGUGUGCGUACAUUGAUGACUUGGAACCCAAGUACACAUCUAGCUCCCAGAAAGUGGAGGAGCUAGAGGAGGCACUGAAGAAGAAGGAUGAAGACAUGAAGCAGAUGGAGGACAGAUAUAAGAAGUACCUGGAGAAAGCCAAGAGUGUUAUCCGGACCCUGGACCCUAAACAGAACCAGGGCUCGGCACCAGAGGUCCAGGCCUUGAAGAACCAGCUGCAGGAGAAGGAGAGGAUGCUGCACUCUCUGGAGAAAGACUACGACAAGACCAAGGCUCAGAGAGACCAGGAGGAGAAACUCAUAGUAUCUGCCUGGUACAACAUGGGCAUGGCUCUACAGAAGAAGGCAGCAGAGGACCGUCUGGCCAGUACGGGCUCAGGACAGUCCUUCCUGGCCCGCCAGAGACAGGCUACCAGCACACGCCGCUCUUACCCUGGACACGUACAGCCUACCACCGCCAGGUAGACACGGCACCAUGACCCCUACCUGACCCUGAGCCCUGUCCUGACCCUCCAGGCCAGGUAGACACGGCACCAUGACCCCUACCUGACCCUGAGCCCUGUCCUGACCCUCCAGGCCAGGUAGACACGGCACCAUGACCCCUACCUGACCCUGAGCCCUGUCCCGACCCUCCAGGCCAGGUAUACACGGCACCAUGACCCCUACCUGACCCUUCACCCUGAGUUCUGACCCUCCAGGCCAGGUAGCCUCGGCAACAACUGACCCCUACCUGACCCUCCAGGCCAGGUAGACACGGCACCAUGACCCCUACCUGACCCUGAGCCCUGUCCUGACCCUCCAGGCCAGGUAGCCUCGGCAACAACUGACCCCAGCCCCGGAACCCUCCAGUUAUCCACCAGACAGACAGACGCUACUCUGUAACGGGCAUCUGCUCUGCCAAGCAAUCCAGACACCUCAGGAUGGAUUGAACCUCUCCUGUACCGUUCUGCUGUUCUCUAUCCUCUUCAGUCCUUCAGUUCAGGAUGGAUGAGUUGGUCUACCUGGAUCUUUAACUGACAGUAUUAUUAUUAUGCACAUUUCUCUAAAACAUGUUACCGUUCUGUUACCGUUCUGUUCCUGUUCUGUUACCGUUCUGUUCCUGUUCUGUUACCGUUCUGUUACCGUUCUGUUCCUGUUCUGUUACCGUUCUGUUACCGUUCUGUUACCGUUCUGUUACCGUUCUGUUACCGUUCUGUUCCUGUUCUGUUACCGUUCUGUUACCGUUCUGUUACCGUUCUGUCAGGAAUCCUCUAUCUAAUAACUGUUUUCAGAUUUCUCUAAAACAUGUUACUGUUCUGUUCCUGUUCUGUCAGGAAUCCUCUCUCUAAUAACAACUCAUUUCUUUUCUAACACAAUGUUGUGAGCAGAGAUGCAGUUUUCACAAAUUGGUAGCGGAUUGAUGUUUUUAAUUUUUUUAAUUUAAUGGUUCUAAAAUCGGAGGAUAUUUUAGUAUCUUGAUCUGAUGUUUACAGAACGUGAUGUAAUGCCGUGCAGUCAGUGACUGUCAGGAUAUGUAUAGUACCAGAGGAGGGAUAUGUAUAGUACCAGAGGAGGGAUAUGUAUAGUACCAGAGGAGGGAUAUGUAUAGUACCAGAGGAGGGAUAUGGUCUCUGAGUUGGUCUCUUUAGGUGUCCUUUUAUGUGUGUUCAGUAAACGCUGUUCGUUCCGUUUGGCCAUGUUAGACGGUCUUGUUGUUGCCUGUAGUGGGAGAUUUGAAAGGUUAGUUGUAUAGGGAGUCCUUGAGCCUGUUGGCAGUGUAUUUAGCUGUAGAAGAUAUUCCACAAGUGUCCCCGGGUGUUUUAGACAAGGCCUUUCUUCAUCGUCAUCAUCAUCAUCAGAAAUGUUAACAGUAGAAAGCUUCCUAUUUCUAAUGGACUUGUUUCUAAAAAUCAAACCAUUUUUUAAUAGGCUGAAUUAUGAAUGAUCCUGAAAUGAGGCCCUCUUCCCCUCUGUCGUCCGCUCAUAUCAGCCAGCGGGUCAUUAUUGAUUAUUGGAACCGCCAAUUUACCGAUCAAGAAUCUCUCUCCCGCGUCCUCCUGCGUCUCCCGUUGUUUCAGGGAA
Oncorhynchus nerka (sockeye salmon) is the source of this 2622-nucleotide messenger RNA. Its product is annotated as protein Hook homolog 3-like. Gene Ontology annotation, molecular function: dynein light intermediate chain binding; microtubule binding. NCBI's taxonomy places the organism in Eukaryota, Metazoa, Chordata, Actinopteri, Salmoniformes, Salmonidae. Gene Ontology annotation, biological process: cytoplasmic microtubule organization; cytoskeleton-dependent intracellular transport. Gene Ontology annotation, cellular component: cytoplasm; centrosome. The record is from RefSeq and is a predicted model, not a curated record. Bases 82 to 1026 code for a protein of 314 amino acids. The transcript is spliced from 9 exons.